Molecule: messenger RNA, 4963 nt
Organism: Lampris incognitus (smalleye Pacific opah)
Lineage: Eukaryota; Metazoa; Chordata; Actinopteri; Lampriformes; Lampridae
Gene: myclb
Product: MYCL proto-oncogene, bHLH transcription factor b
Exons: 3
Coding region: 279-1679 (466 amino acids)
Biological process (GO): regulation of transcription by RNA polymerase II
Molecular function (GO): protein dimerization activity; DNA-binding transcription factor activity, RNA polymerase II-specific; RNA polymerase II cis-regulatory region sequence-specific DNA binding
Source: RefSeq, a predicted model, not a curated record
ACAGCUGACUCACUUUUGCCAUUUAUGUAAAAACCCCGGGAAAAAAACAAAAACAAAACAAACUAACAACGAAAGCAUAAUUUGCGGUCGACACUCGUCGAACGCGACCGUUGCGCCGCGGGAACCGCUGAAACGCCGCGGAGCACUUUUUCCUUUCCACGCACACAGCGAGUCCAUGAAGACGCGGGUAUAUAGAUCUUCAUUUACGUUUUCAGACGUAGAUCACAGUGAGUGAGUCCGGCUCGGGGAGAGAGAGCUGCUCGGCGCCUGCAAACCCAAUGCCGGGCAUCAGUUCCACCGCAUCUCGUUAUGAAAGCUGGGAAAUGGAAUACGACCACUACCAACACUAUUUCUACGACGACCACGACCGAGACGAGGAUUUCUUCAAGUCUACGGCGCCAAGCGAGGACAUAUGGAAGAAAUUCGAGCUGGUACCGACCCCGCCCAUGUCCCCUAUCCGGACAGUGGAGGGGGCAGGCAAGGUCGGGCUGCUGUCCCCGUCGCUCGAGGACAAACUAGAAUGGGUGUCCCAGUUCUUGGGUGCGGACGAGGAGCAGGACCUGGCCUGUAAAUUAAGCACAGCGAAUGACUCUUUAGGGAACACGAGCUCCAUCAUCAUUCAGGACUGUAUGUGGAGCGGCUUUUCCACCGGACAGCAGUUGGAGAAAGUUGUAGGGGAGCGUCUGGCGUCUUGUCCCGGUUCAGUGCCCACCAAAGUCCAAACGGCGUCUAACGGCGCGUCUGCGGUGAGGACCGACCCGCCUCUUCUCAGCAGUCUGCCAACAGACUGUGUGGACCCAGCUGCGGUCCUCACUUUCCCAUUAACUGGUGGCUGCAAGAAGCAAGUGUCCUCCGGCUCAGAAUCCCACACCGAUUCAUCAGAUAAUGAAGAUGAUGAGGAUGACGAUGAUGAGGAGGAGAUUGAUGUGGUGACGGUGGAGCACAAGCAACAAAAGCCUCGUCGACUGGUCAACAGCCGCAAACCGGUGACCAUAACUGUGCGUGCAGAUCCCCUCGACCCAGGCAUGAAGCGCUUCCACAUCUCUAUCCACCAACAGCAGCAUAACUAUGCUGCCCCUUCCCCGGACACUCUCCCCGCACACAUGGAGCCCCCCCGCAAGAGGGUGCGGCAGGAAGCCUGCACGCAAUUACUCCAGCUACCCCAGAACUCUCAACUUCACCAACCAAGGCCUGGCCACACACCCCUGAACUUAGAAAGGGUAAAAUGUCGUGUCAGCACGGCCAGAGUUGGGUCCGAGUCGCCUGACCCUAGCGCCUCCCCUCCUACCUCAUCGGAGACCCCUUCCUCACCUCCCUCCUCAUUCUCAUCCUCCCCCCCCUCCUCCCAUCCCCAUAGCUAUCCCUCAAAGUCUAACCACCUCUUCCACCUCUCCAGUCCCCAGUCCUCCGACUGCGAGGACACGGACAAGCGCCGGGCGCACAACUUCCUGGAGCGCAAGAGACGCAAUGACCUCCGCUCACGGUUCCUGUCACUGCGGGACGAGAUCCCGGGGCUAGCGGACUGCCCCAAGACACCUAAGGUGGCCAUCCUGACGCGGGCCACAGAGUACCUGCAGCAGCUGCACGCCAGCGAGAGGCAGAAGGCACAGGAGAGGAGACAGCUAAAAGCCCGUCAGCUGCAGUUGCUUCGUAGGCUGGCACAGCUGAAGCGCUCCUAAGCCGAGAGGACUUGCAGAUGUCACACAUACUUGCAGGACUGAACAGGACACAUGAAGGAGAAAAUACACUAAUGUUCACUUUCUUGAGCAAGUCAUGGUGAGAUUGGUCUGGGUGGACUGUUUUAGCCUUUGUUUUCCCCCCUUUUCAUUUUUUUUUCUUCCUGUUGUUGUUUUGCACAUCAGCUUCUGAGUGAUUGACAAGGCAGUUCGCCAGUCAGGACAGCAAGCCAUGGACUCAUUUUAGGGGCAACGGGUAUACAAUUUGGCUCUGUCUCCCCGUUAUUUAUCCUUGCUAAAAUAACUCCCAAAAAUUAAAAUGAGGGUUUUUGGUUUUUUUUUUUGUGCUGAGCAGAAGGGUCUUACUACAUAUGGUGCGGCCAGUAGAUGAAACGCCAUUAAACGUUUGCGUGGUCUGGUUAGAGGUCUUCUUGAAUGUGCUGGGGAUGGGAACUUCUCUUCACUACACCAGUAUUGUAGCGUAGAGAUGUUUUUCAUGGGAUGGGGUCCGGUUCAUUCAUCGUUUUCUCUGGUAAAACCUCAUAUUUGAAUGGGAAGCCAGUUUCUUCAUGUUGCCAUCUAUUCCUGUGCCUGCUGUGCUAGCUUUACAUUUGGUUAUAAUGGAAAUCUUAUAGGCAGGGUGACUUGUGGGACGAUAUUGAGCCAUAGAACAAGUAAAGCAGGGUUUUUUCCUCUGAUCAGUUAGAACUCUUGUUCAGUGAAAGCAUCAUUUAUUUUCAAGUGUGAAGGACCAUGUAGAUGUUCGUACCGUUCUGGUAACAGCCUGUUGUUGCAGCGUUAAUCUCCAGCGAGGGCGUGAAGAGGUAUGUUGGAGUUUCAUGUAGGCAGUGUUGAGGUUGAGUAUAUGCACGUCUAAAGAAAUAUGAAUAAUGAAUAUAAUCUCAUUCUCAAGCGAUGACUGAUAAAACAUAGUUCAAUUUGUAUUUUCAAAACCAUACUAUUUGUGCCAUUGAGACCAGCCAAAAAGUGAAUGUUGGCUUCGAUUGAUCAAAAAAAAAGAAUCUAUUAUAAAGCGGCUGAUUUACUCAUUUAAAGUGUCAAUACUGACCAUUGGCAAGUUUUGUUUGGAAGUGAAGCCCACUGAAGUGUAUAUUUCUUUCAUUGGGCUGUCUGAAACCAUUUUGUAAAUUGAUUUUUUUUUUGCAUUUGAAAUGAUACCUAGAGAAGCCUUUCGAUGUAUGUAGACUAUCCUGUUGGAUGUUUAUGUAAACUACUCUUACUGUACAAUCCCUUUCAAAACCAAAAUCAGAGCUGUCCUACUAUAUACUCUUCAUUUUUUUUGUUCUCCCCCUGUGUCCUAAAUCAGGUCCAGGCUUGCUGGCUUUUCAAAGAUAACCCAAAGCUUCUAUUUUUUUUAAUAAAAUGAUUUAAAAAAAGAGUCAAAAUAAUAUCGAUCACACUAGCCACUUUGUGACACCAUUUUCAAUGCCUGUUUUUUUUUUUCUUGUUUGUCUUUUUCUGCCUGUUGAGGGUUAAUUUUUACAUGUCAGAGUUGUCAAGAAAAGUUUUGUACUAUAUUUUCCUACGGAAUUCAGUUUCAGUGUGAGCUAAUGACUGUUUUGUUAAUGUUGCUGGUUAGGCUGUACUGAUGGUUAUGUGCUGAGUUGAUAGUCCUCAUUCUUUUUCGAUCAGCCUAUUGCAAGGUGGCGGCACCUGAUUCCCCUGUAUUCGUUCCAAUCAAUGUAGCCAGCACUCGCAAACCUGGCUGUGGAUGGGAAACUUGAAGUCCCCAUGAAAUUAACAUAGAUAUAUAAGUUUUUACGUGUCUUGCACUGAUCGCCACCUAGAUGCGUCACGUAUACGACAUCUGGAACAGCAGCGACGAAAAAGGGGGUUUACAGGUAUUCUUAAUGGUAUUUUAGUGGUAUUUCAUGGUAUUUCCUUUCUUAAAAACGCGUAUAUUUUACUGAGCAUAAUUCAAAAUUAACAGUUAUGCAACAGCAGACAAUCGAGAGAGAAAAAGUAGACAAAAAGUGGAAAGGGGGAAAAAAGGCAGGUAAAUUGUCAUUUCCUUGGGAAAAAAAGACAAACCUUGAUUAUUCAUCAUGCACUCGGGGCGUAUGCUAAUUUUGCGUCCAAUGAAACGCUUUGUCGAAUUUUUUAUCUCGUUCCCCUGACUACCAAUUCUACCGGUUACCGACCGGCGCACAGGAUGUACGAGCUAGUUAGCAAUAAUCGGACUUUGCUAUGCUUUUGUUUACGCUAACUCCCACAAUCCUCAGCGGGUCGGCUCGGCAGGGGCAGGCUGGGAGAUCCGGCAUCGGACCCCAUCGCGGGGCUUCCCCCUUCCGUCUGCGACGCAUUCAGCGCUAUUGGCUACUGUGGACGCCAAUCAAUAUCUGCGACAAAUCCCGCCCUAGUUUUUUUAUUAUCAUUUUUUACAGGAAACAUGCGGAAUUCAAUAGCGCUCUGCUAGCCGUUUCAUGGGGUCUUUAAGUGGAUCUGCUGUUAAAACCUCUGGCCGUGUGUAGCCUUGGGUGACCUCAAUGUCACAGCUUUUUCCUCUUAUGCUUGUUUAAAAAGCCCAGUGCUCCUUUUUGUCCGCAAGCCAUACACCAGAUAAUAAUGUAGCCCUGAAACCAGUACUGUAAAUGAGCAUCGAAUGACCUCAUUUACCAGGGCACUCAGGAGACUCCCAAGUAGUCUGUAGCUUUCAUUUUGGACCAUAGGCUGAUUUUGAGAGAACCUUUCCUUCUACAAUAUGUAAUCUGAAAAGUCUGGAUUAAACGCCUUGCAUCCCACACAGCGAAGAAAAGAGUUUGGUCAAUGAAAGAGAGCGGAAGACGGAGUGAAGUCUAGUCAUUUAGCACAUGUAAAAAAAAAAAAAGCAUGCCACACACACAAAAUGUGGUUGAGCAAUGGCUGGUCCAACUCCAUUCCCCCCUUCUCAACAAAUUAUAAAUUUCCCUUUAUCUGUUCAGCACAAACUAUCAUUAGCCUUUAUUCUUUUUUAGGGGUUAAGCCUCAGGAGUGGUUAGUCUACAGUUGUUUUUUUAUUUCUUUUGGUCACUGGUCUCUGCUGUUUGCGCAAUUAUGGUAGCAGUGGACGUUGCUUAUUUUGAGAGUUAGACUAUGGUGACUAUGGAGCCUUGUCUUAGCACUUUGUUUUUCUGUACCUCAUAAACCUCUGUAUGGGAGAUUAAGUAAAAAAAAUAAAUUCAAUGUUAUACAUCAUAAUUGCUUCUGUUUUGAUUCAGCAUGUCCCAUAUGUUUCCCCACACACAAUGUAAACACAAUGGAAAUUUUCAUUUGCCACAAAUAAAGAA